Mercenaria mercenaria is the source of this 858-nucleotide messenger RNA. RefSeq names its product Golgi-associated plant pathogenesis-related protein 1-like. Lineage: Eukaryota; Metazoa; Mollusca; Bivalvia; Venerida; Veneridae. Bases 1 to 858 code for a protein of 285 amino acids. The transcript is spliced from 8 exons. Gene Ontology annotation, cellular component: extracellular region. The record is from RefSeq and is a predicted model, not a curated record.
AUGGUUGUGUUUAAAGUGUUUAAACGCCAUUCCUCCCUUGUUUCCCUAUGGCACUUUACUAAAGUUGUAUGGAAGGGUAGCAAUGAGUUUGAAGUUGGCAAAGCGCUUGCUAAAGAUAGUAAAACAAUAGUGGUAGCCAGCUACAGACGAUUGGCAAGUUUGGGGAAAAUGUUCUCCCUCCAAAAGUACAGAAAGUACAGGAAGGGUACAGAUGAUUUUGGAAAACCUAGUCUUGAUGACACCAAGGGUACAGAUGAUUUUGGAAAACCUAGUCUUGAUGACACCAAGGGCAGUAAAGACUCAAAAAGUAAGCAUAAGAGGAAAGAUUCAAGCUCAUCAUCAUCAUCGUCGUCAUCAGAUGACGAAAAAUCAAAGAAGAAAAAGCCACAAAAUAUCAAAGAAUUUAUAGAUGAUGCAGUUAAAGUUCAUAAUGAAUUACGCGCAAAACACGGAGCAUCAAAACUGAAGCAUGCCAAAGACUUGUCAGACUAUGCACAGAAAUGGGUAGAAAACUUGGCAGCCAAGAAUGCAUUCCAGCAUGUGUGCUUAAGAGGGAAAGAAUUGGUGAAAAUAUUUGCUGCAAAUGGUCAUCAUCAGGGGCUGAUUACACAGGUGCUUGUUGCGAGGCGUGAAGCUUGUGAACAAUGGUACAGUGAAAUAAGUAAACAUGAUUUUUCAUCAGAGCCUAGAACAUUAAGAUCAGGUCAUUUUACACAGAUGGUCUGGAAAGGCAGCAAAGAAAUGGGCAUUGGGAAAGCCAAAACAUCAGGAGGCAAAGUCAUAGUCGUGGCUAAUUAUCGCCCAGCUGGCAAUCUUGUCGGUUCUUUUGUAGAAAAUGUUGCUCCUCCAAAGAAAUAA